CUCCGCCCACUUUCCCAUACACACUUACCGUGUUUUCACACUGCGAUGUGAAUAGACGAACGGAAUAAGUGAUCUUCACAAUCUUAUUUGUUUUUUUUUUUUGGAAAAAGAAAUGUUGGAUAUCUACUCUGGUGGUUUUCUUCAUCCUGAUUCACUAAUGGCACUCAAUCCUUUUUUGAUUUUUGUGGCAUUUUGGAGUUGGGUGAAAUGGUUGUCUGUCUCAACAUUGAUUAUCGGCGGAGCUUCAUAUGUUGGGUAUCUAUUCACUCCGGAUUGGAGAGAAAUUGUGGAUAGCAAGCAUUAUUACAGUAAUUGGAAGAUUCGUGUCUACCUGUCUCUUCCAUUCAACACUGCUAGCCGUGUCAUUGGAGGAUUGGCAAAUCAAGAGAUUCCCGUCUGGCUCCGCGAGCAUCUUCUCGGUGGAUUUGCCCGAAUGUAUGAUUGUCGAAUGGAUGACUGUGUGGAUCCAGAUUUCAAGAAUUACCCAUCAUUUGCCGCAUUUUUCAAUCGAAAACUCAAGGAAUCAACACGCCCGAUCAGUGCUUCUCCAUUAGUUUCUCCAGCAGAUGGAACAGUUCUUCAUUUUGGAAAAGUUGAAGAUAACAAGAUUGAAUAUGUGAAAGGACAUGACUACGACGUGGAUAAAUUCCUUGGUGAUGUGGAUCUUCCACAAAAAGAUGAACUCGACUUGUAUCAAGUUGUCAUCUAUUUGGCACCUGGAGAUUAUCAUGCAUUCCAUUCACCUGCAAGAUGGGUUGCCAAUCAAUGUCGUCAUGUUCCGGGACUGCUUCUAUCGGUUCGACCGACUCUGUUGAGUCAUGUGCCACAUUUAUUCUGUUUGAAUGAACGAGUUGUGCUCAAUGGUAGCUGGAGACACGGAUUCUUUUCAAUGUCUGCUGUCGCUGCAACAAACGUCGGAGACAUUGUCGUCGACGCCGAACCUUCACUCCGAACGAACAUUGUUCGCAGGAAAACUCAGAAAAUAAUGAACACUGAAACAGAAAUCCAUGCACCAUAUGUUUCGGGUGAACGUGUUGGAGAGUUCCGUCUCGGAUCGACGAUCGUCCUCGUUUUCCAAGCUCCACCCACUAUUAAAUUUGCCAUCAAAGCGGGUGACCCACUUCGAUACGGUCAAAGUCUUGUUGCUGAUGGGGUUUAGAACAUCCUAAAUGCCUAGAAAUUGUAUAUGAUUUUGUUUUGUACAGUAGGAUUCUUUAUUGUUUAAUCUGCUUUACACACCCCCUUAGUCCACGUGGCAAGUGUCGAGCUUGUAAUCUCUUCUAACUCAUGUUGUCUGUUGCUCCUAUGUCGGGUACAACGCUCCCCUUACAACUCUUUUUUUAGCAUUUCACUUUUCUUAUAUUUAUUUUCUUUUCAUGUUUGAAAGAUUUAUUCAAAAAAAAAUAGAGAAAAAAUAAUAAAAAUAAUAAAUGAUUGAAAA
Messenger RNA from Caenorhabditis elegans, 1441 nucleotides. It is a transcript of the gene psd-1, whose product is annotated as Phosphatidylserine decarboxylase beta chain. Gene Ontology annotation, biological process: phospholipid biosynthetic process; phosphatidylethanolamine biosynthetic process; protein autoprocessing. Lineage: Eukaryota; Metazoa; Nematoda; Chromadorea; Rhabditida; Rhabditidae. The record is from RefSeq and is marked reviewed. The transcript is spliced from 4 exons. The coding region runs from base 113 to 1159 and encodes 348 amino acids. Gene Ontology annotation, cellular component: mitochondrion; mitochondrial inner membrane. Gene Ontology annotation, molecular function: phosphatidylserine decarboxylase activity.